AUGCGAAUAAAACACGUGCUUCUAAAAUGUAUAUUCAUAUUAAACGUCUUUGGUUGCUUCUCCUUGAUUACCGACUUUCCUCCAGAAAGGGUAUUGCAAUAUAGGUAAAAAGUUUAUCAAAUGGUUUAAAGUUCUUUUUAUUCAGAGAGAAAGUCCGGACUAUGUUUUAUCAUGCUUACAACGGGUAUUUAAAUCAUGCGUAUCCUCUUGAUGAAUUAAAACCUCUUUCUUGUACAGGUAAGGAUGUUUUGUUACUAGUCGCGGAAAAAAGUCCUGGGAUUUUCUCGCGCCCCCCAAAUUCCGUCGCGCUCCGAAAAGUUGAUUUGUCGCGGGAGUCGCGCGCGACAAUAAGGCAAAAUCAACAAAAUUGCACUGUGCAAAAGCACUUUUCGGGUUCAUGCACAGUGCAGAGUCGCAGAAAAAUCCCAGGACUUUUUUCCGCGACUAGUACCUAAUUAUAACACAUUUAGGUAUGAACACUUGGGGCAGCUUCAGUCUGACCUUGGUUGAUGCCCUAGACACCCUGUUGAUUAUGGGUAAUGAGACUGAAUUUAUUAGAGCUGUCGAUCUUAUACUUGCGAAUGUUGAUGUAGAUGCAAAUGUUAAUGUUUCUGUGUUCGAAACAAAUAUACGUGUAGUUGGGGGAUUAUUGUCGGCUCACAUGAUGUCUGGGAGAGUGAAAAGUAAAUCUUAAAAAGGUGUUUUUAUUGUUUUAGACAUGGACCUUCACUCCGGAUGGCCAUGUGCUGGACCCCUACUGGAGUUGGCUGAGAAGUUUGCUCAAAAAUUGCUUCCAGCUUUCAACACCGAGACUGGAAUGCCAUUUGGAACGGUGAAUCUGAGAUACGGUGUUGAUAUUCACGAGACUCCGAUAACUUGCACAGCUGGAGUCGGCACAUUUAUAUUGGAGUUUGGAGCUUUAUCGAGAUUAACGGGAAAUCCGAUUUACGAACGGGUUGCCCUGAGAGCAUUAAAGUCAUUAUGGGCUACCAAAAGCCCUAUUGGUCUGGUGGGGAAUCAUAUCAAUGUUCAGACAGGUACUCCUUUUAUUUAUUUUUAUAUCAUUUUAGGUGCUUGGACUGCUACUGAUGCCGGGAUUGGUGCUGGAGUUGAUUCGUACUUUGAAUACCUUGCUAAAGGCGCUCUUUUGUUCCAGAGGCCAUUAUUUAUGUAUCAAUUCAAUGGUAAGUCAUCAACUUCUUAUUUAUUUGUGAUGGGUUUAGAGUAUUCCCAUGCCAUCAAUAAAUAUAUUCGGAAGGAGGAUUGGUUCAUGUGGGUCUCCAUGUCCAGAGGCACCGUUAACUUUCCUGUUUUUCAAUCGUUGGAAGCCUAUUGGCCUGGAGUAUUAGCUCUGGUUGGGCAAGUGGAAGAUGCUGCUAGAAUAAUGUUAACAUACGAUCAAGUUAACCGGCAGUACGGGGUUCCUCCGGAGUUUUACAAUCUUCCUAACAGAGAAGCAGUAAGAGAAAUAGGAUGUAUUCGUAAUUUAUGUUAAGGUGGACAAGAGAUCGGGAUAUCCUUUGCGUCCAGAGAUCGUUGAGAGUAUGAUGUAUCUAUACAAAGCGACGGAUGACCCUCAUUAUCUUCACAUGGCUGCUGGGAUAGUGGAUUCCAUCGAAGCAAACAGUAAAACGAGUUGUGGAUAUGCAACCAUCAAAGACAUCAACAAACGGACGUUAGAAGAUCGAAUGGAAUCGUUUUUUCUGGCCGAAACCACAAAGUAUCUAUAUUUAAUAUUCGAUCCAGAAAAUUUCAUCCAUUCUGACGGAUCUCAUGCACGAGUAUUUGACCAUCCAGCUGGCGAAUGUGUGGUCUACGGUUAGUGGUGUAUAUUUUUUAUAUUUUUUUCCUUAGGCGGUGGUUGGAUAUUUAAUACAGAAGCCCAUCCCAUCGACCCUGCUGCUUUAUACUGUUGUGGGGCCAAACGGACCAAAGAUGAAUUGCUGAUUCAAAAGUUCAGGGAGAACAUUGACUUUGUCUCAUUUCUGGAUCUGAGUGAUCCGUUUUUAAAAGAUUUGGAUCAGAAGUUGGACGAAGAAGACCUUCAUGAAGAAGUGAAAGAAUUAAAGGUGAAGGAAGAAGAUCCUGAACAAGUUGAGACAGACCUGAGGGAGAUUGAACAACAAAUGUGGAAAGAAAAUGAGAAAAAAGGAGGUGAAGAUCGAAGAGACCAAGAGGAUGAUAACGAAGAUGCUGUUCAGGAGGAAGAAGACAACAAGAACGUUGAGGUGGAGCUUGAGAGCAGCCAAGGAGCUUUCGAACAUAGUAUUGCUGCAGAUUUUGACGCGUUGCGAGAACCGGUCGAGGAAAUAAAAAGAGAUGUCCAAUCCACUUUGGUCCAAGGAGUUGAUGCUCAAACUGUAUCAAGUAAGACGCGAAGAAGAAGGAAAGGAAGGAAAAGAAGGAUUUCUGAGCUUCUAAAGGGACCGACUGAUGUGACUACAGAACAGGAAGAGAAAAAUUUGGUAAAGGAACGAGUAGGUUACUGUAUUCUGACCAGGUUUACCUUUAGAUUGCGGAUUUGGUGGAUUCUCUUCGAAAAUUGGAUGAAGCUGCUGGAAGAAAAAACGAUCCCAGUAAUCUUCUGAAGUUACUCGGCACUUUGGGGACGGAAUAUUCGAACCUAUUGAAAGCUAGCUCGAAGUUGCAAGCCUUAGCGUCGAACAGAAGACCGCAGGUAUUCGAUAACGUGAAGAAAAAGUUAAUGAGUAACAGAGUUCAACAACUUAUUCCAAUCAACGAGGUUGUGUGCGAAGUAAGUAUCAAUUUUAAUAUUGUAAGCGCCUUUUUUAGGGAUGUUGCGUUAAACUGGACGCCCAAUAUGAUUCCGUUGCCCUCCGACAAAUGCUGAAUAUGAUCUACAGCAAGCACCUCUACUCCAAAAAUGGCCUUGCAUUUGUUCCUGGACCUAUUUGUCGAGAAUACGAGAAGCCAGACCCAUCAAAGAAUUACAAUUCUACAUUUCCCGGUAAGAUAACAAUUUUAUGCAGUUAUUCAAAUUGACAUUCUAGAUGUUAAUAUUUUGGAAUCGGAAGAGCAGACUCUGGACGCGGUCGAUCAGUUUAUCUUUGGUACCUUUGCUUACAACACGCUCUCCAAAGAACAUCACGAACUUCUCUCCAGUCCCCCUCGGCCGUUUGCAUCCUUUUUUAUGGGAUUGGGCCAAGUCCUUCCACGACAUCUUGUCUGA
Bursaphelenchus xylophilus (pine wood nematode) is the source of this 3190-nucleotide messenger RNA. Lineage: Eukaryota; Metazoa; Nematoda; Chromadorea; Rhabditida; Aphelenchoididae. The record is from the annotation of a GenBank genome assembly.